Molecule: messenger RNA, 1530 nt
Organism: Gavia stellata (red-throated loon)
Lineage: Eukaryota; Metazoa; Chordata; Aves; Gaviiformes; Gaviidae
Product: antigen WC1.1-like
Exons: 8
Coding region: 1-1530 (509 amino acids)
Cellular component (GO): membrane
Source: RefSeq, a predicted model, not a curated record
AUGGGGUUUCUUGCCGCUGCAGGGAGCCGGCAGGUCCGGCUGGAGAAUACGACUGGGCGCUGUGCAGGAAGAGUGGAGAUCUACUACCAGGGCAGCUGGGGGACCAUCUGCGAUGAUGGCUGGGACCUGUCUGAUGCCGCAGUCGUUUGCCACCAGCUGGGCUGCGGAGGGGCAGUGGAGGCGGUUGGCUCUGCUAAGUUCGGGGAAGGCUCUGGUCAGAUCUGGCUGGACGGUGUGAACUGCUCCGGGGCCGAAGCUACCCUCUGGGACUGCCCAGCAGGGUCCUGGGGGCAGCACGACUGUGGGCACAAAGAGGACGCAGGAGUCGUCUGCUCAGAGUUUGUGGCCCUGAGGUUGGAGAACAGCAGCAGCUGCUCCGGGCGCCUGCAGGUUUUCUACAACGGGACGUGGGGGAGCGUUUGCUCCAACUCAAUGACUCCCGAAACUUGGUCGCUGGCAUGCAAAGAGUUGGGCUGCGGGGAUGGAGGGUACCUGCAUACACCCCCGCUCUACCACAACUUCUCUGGUCCCACCUGGUUGGAUCGUGUGGAGUGUGGGGAGAGAAACAGCUCCUUCUGGCAAUGUCCCUCCGCUCCCUGGCACCCGCAGUCAUGCGAUGACCUGCGAGAUGAGACCCACAUCACCUGCAAUGACAGGGAGAAGAUUCGUGCCGUGGGAGGCGAGAACAGCUGCUCAGGCAGAGUGGAGAUCUGGUACCGCGGCUCCUGGGGGACGGUGUGCGACGACUCCUGGGACAUGCGGGAUGCCGAGGUGGCAUGCAGGCAGCUGGGCUGUGGCCCCGCAGUGUCUGCUCUGAAUGAGGCUGCAUUUGGGGAGGGGACAGGCCCCAUCUGGCUGGAGCAGGUGGAGUGCCGGGGGACAGAGCCGUCUCUGCAGGACUGCUGGGCUCGGCCUGGGGACAGUGGUGCCUGCCGGCAUAAGGAGGAUGCUGCUGUGAACUGCUCAGAUCCCACGCGGGGCCGUCCGACCGGCAGCAGGAGUGUCUCAUUGCCCGUCAUCAUCUGCAUCAUCCUGGGAGCCCUUCUCUGCCUGCUCCUGGCCCUCCUGGCAGGGCAAGUGCGAAGCGCCAGGGCUGGGCGCAGAGGCUCCGAGAGAGCUUGGGAGCCCUUCCCUGAGGCCGUCUAUGAGGAGAUUGGUUACAGCCCAGCUUUGGAGAAGCAGGCAAGGUUCAGCAGCUCAGGCUCCUAUUCAGAGGGGUCCCUGACCAAGCUGCAGCCCUACCCUGUGGACAGCAAGGAGGAGGAUGGUCCAGGGUCAGCACCAGACAUCCCUGUCCUGGCCGGAGGUGACCCAGUGGAUGGCUACGAUGAUGCCAGGGAGGCUUCUGACCCUGGGGAGGAUCCUGCCCCUGGGCAGGGAGACUGGGAAAUGCCCAGGGCACCAGAGGAGGGAGCAGGGCCCAGGGAUGCACCUGGAGAUGUGCUGCCACCUCACACACACCCAGGGCCGGUGGCUCAUCUCCCCGAGGAGGAGGAGGAGGAGGCAAACCUCUGCCAGGUUCCAGAGUAA